AUGCCAGGAUCACCAUCGUCAUCAUCGUCAAAUAGCCCAUAUGUCAAAGUUCUCAAUGAAAAACUUUCCAUAUCCUUGCAGUAUUUAGAUUGUGAAAGAUCGUGUCAGACAUGUGUGUUGACUUUCAUCAACACUGCAGACCAAGACAUUAACAUCAAUCCCACAAAACAAACAAGCAGUGGUGGUUGGUUGAGUGGUUUGUUUGGAUCAAGUCCACCAUUGGAUGAAUCCCUAAGCAAGGUGAAUGUUGAUGCAAACCUUCCGAUCGAUUUAUUUCUUGGAUAUAUACAGUUAUUUGGAUAUGUUGUCUUGAAUUACAAAUUUGAAAUUGACACAGCAUCUUUGGAGGUCAACAAGAAGUCCCAAUGGUGGAAUAACACUGAAUAUUGGAACCAAUACUUAGAAACUAACGAGAAGAAGGACGAUAGGAUUGAUGAGUACUUGAAAUUAGAUACGGUACCAUUUAUUGAAGAGAAUUACUCUGAAAAAUUCACUAUUGGCGGGAAACUAGGGGGAGUACAAGAUCUAGUAGUCAAUGACGAUAGAAUUCUUACUGAUAAUGGAUAUCUAUUGCAUGAUUUGAUUGGUAAUUUCAACUCAUAUUCGUCUUCAAAAGAGAGUCAAGCACUUCCACUACAAAGCCUAACUGACACUAUUGUACCUUUCUAUACCACACCGCAAUCAUUGUUGUUUACAGAUUUGACCAUUUCCAAAAAUUCUUCACGCAGUUUCUGUUUGAGAAUCCCUAUAAGAGAUGAUUUGCCACCAAGUUAUAACACUUGUCUGACAGGUCCAGCAUGCGAUCAAGGAUUAAUUACCAUCCGGUACUCAUUGAUAGUGAGUCUAAUUGAGGGAAACUUCUCCAAUAAAACCAAGUCUGUAUACUUUCCAUUAAAAAUGAAUUCAAAGAGGUAUGGCGGAGCACAUAGAUACUUACAAAAACGACACUUUGAUAGUUCGAUAAGGUUAGACAAGAACUGGCUAGUAGAAAUAGUGUCCGACAAAGAGGAAACAAAGCACCAAGAAAAGGACAAAUCUGAAAAAGGGUCUUUUUUGCAAGAUCUUUCCACGUUAAUUGAUUCAGAUUUGUACAAUAUGCCAAAGGUAUCAAGCAUGGAAAGAAGAAAAAGCAGUGUGAACGGAAUGUCAGAUGAAAUUAAUUCUGAAGGAUACAUUUCCCAGCUACCUGAACAUUUGAAAACACAAUUUCGUUUGCGAGUGAACAAUCAAGAACUAUGCACCAUUGGGUUAUCGAAACCUUAUUAUCAUCCAGGUGAAGAUUUAAAUUAUGUUAUCAACCUAAAUCCCAAUGCAAGCAACACAACGAAAGUUAUUGGACUUAGUACCUACUUAGAGGCGCAUGAGGUAUACCAUUUACCAGAAAAUGGAAAAAAGAUUCACAAGUACAAGAUUACAGGUAAUGUCAAACUAAACACCCUUGCCCCUUCAAUUAUUAAUACCCAGUUAUCAGAAUCCUCGCCUUGCUUUCUAAAUGAUUAUCUUAACAUUCCCAAGUUUGUUACACCACAAUUUCAAAGUAGCAGGUUUCUUAAUUUGGAGUACCAUCUUGUCUUCCAAUUUAAUUUAAGUGAAGAUGAUUUGCAUGAACAAAAAGCAAACGAGGAAAAUUAUGCGACGGUAUUUGCUAAAUGUGAUCUUUACAAGAGUGAAACAAUAGCUAGUUCGUACAAGUUCACGAUCCCUGUGUAUAUUUUACAAUAA
Candida dubliniensis CD36 is the source of this 1722-nucleotide messenger RNA. RefSeq lists its product as uncharacterized. The record is from RefSeq and is a predicted model, not a curated record. NCBI's taxonomy places the organism in Eukaryota, Fungi, Ascomycota, Pichiomycetes, Serinales, Debaryomycetaceae. The transcript has a single exon. Gene Ontology annotation, cellular component: Ric1-Rgp1 guanyl-nucleotide exchange factor complex; Golgi membrane. The coding region runs from base 1 to 1722 and encodes 573 amino acids. Gene Ontology annotation, biological process: retrograde transport, endosome to Golgi.